AUGACAGUCAAGAUAACGCCCAAAACCCGCCUCAUUGCGACGAUUGUUAUCUCCUUUUCCUUCUUUGUGGCCGAGAUAGCAGUUGGCUUCAAGACGAGGUCGCUAGCCCUGAUUGCCGAUGCGUUCCACUAUAUGAACGAUCUGGUCGGCUUCAUAGUCGCUUUAGCUGCGCUUAUUAUCUCGGAGCGCUCCAGCUCUCCCCAGGACCUUUCGUUUGGAUGGCAGCGCGCACGGCUUCUUGGGGCCUUCUUCAAUGGCGUGUUUCUCCUUGCUCUAGGCAUCAGCAUUUUCCUCCAGUCUAUUGAGCGAUUUGUGGCUCUACAACACGUAAAUAACCCCAAACUCGUCCUUAUCAUGGGAUGCGUCGGCCUCUCCCUCAAUAUAAUCAGUGCAGCUUUCCUCCAUGAACACAGCCAUGACCACGGCCACGAGCAUGCACACGGCACGGAAGCUGACACCGAGCUUACACAAUUCGAGCCCGCCGCCCCACAACAUACAGAACACCGGCACCUGAACAUGACGAACGAGGGCCCCGACCGUGAUCUCAACAUGCUUGGCGCCUUUGUGCAUGUGUUGGGGGAUGCUAUCAACAAUGUUGGCGUCAUCAUAUCUGCCGUGGUGAUUUGGAAGGCAUCAUACCCCGCUCGUUUCUACGCCGACCCGGGCGUCAGCAUGGGCAUCGCCCUGAUGAUCCUCAUAUCAGCCAUGCCAUUGGUGAAGCAUAGCGGUACAAUUCUGCUGCAGAGCGCGCCACCCGGGGUUGAUAUCGACGAUGUCAAGCAUGACCUUGAAAAGAUCCCCGGCAUCGAGUCCGUCCACGAGCUUCACAUCUGGCGUCUGGACCAGCAAAAGGCCAUUGCCUCAGCCCACGUGGUCGUUUCGGACCAAUCUAUAUCGAGCUUCAUGGACAAGGCCCACACCGUGACCGAGUGCCUGCAUGCAUAUGGUGUUCACUCCGUCACCCUGCAACCCGAGCUGUCUAUUUCAUCCCAGACGUCUGCCGCGAGGGCAGCGAGCGAAGACUCGAGCACCCCUAUCACAGGAGACAACUCUGCCGGGAUUUUGCAGUCUUUCCCCGUGUCGGCGAUCCGUAGGAGGAGACUCGACCAUGGAAACUGCCAAAUCCCCUGCGGUGCUCUGUGCAAGAACCUGGCGUGCUGCACGCCUCCGUAG
This is a messenger RNA of Grosmannia clavigera kw1407, 1173 nucleotides long. RefSeq names its product cation efflux family protein. Gene Ontology annotation, cellular component: membrane. Gene Ontology annotation, molecular function: zinc ion transmembrane transporter activity. The record is from RefSeq and is a predicted model, not a curated record. Bases 1 to 1173 code for a protein of 390 amino acids. The transcript is spliced from 8 exons. Gene Ontology annotation, biological process: intracellular zinc ion homeostasis; zinc ion transmembrane transport. NCBI's taxonomy places the organism in Eukaryota, Fungi, Ascomycota, Sordariomycetes, Ophiostomatales, Ophiostomataceae.